GUAACUUUUAGUGUUCCAUGCGCUCUAGCUUCAAUAUUUUCAAACAAUUCCGGGGCAGGACAAGGUCUAUCACUUGGUGUGUUAAAUCUUGCAAUCGUCAUACCUCAGAUGGUGGUAUCGGUUCUUAGUGGACCAUGGGAUGCCCUAUUCGGUGGUGGCAACUUACCUGCAUUCGUGGUGGGAGCUGUGGCGGCCGCAGCCAGUGGUAUCUUUGCAAUGACCAUGCUUCCAUCACCACCACCCGAUGUCGUACUUUCAAAGGUUUCUGGAGGCGGGAUGCAUUAGAGUAAA
Molecule: messenger RNA, 291 nt
Organism: Erigeron canadensis
Lineage: Eukaryota; Viridiplantae; Streptophyta; Magnoliopsida; Asterales; Asteraceae
Product: sucrose transport protein-like
Exons: 3
Cellular component (GO): vacuole; plasma membrane
Molecular function (GO): sucrose:proton symporter activity
Source: RefSeq, a predicted model, not a curated record